UGGGGGAAUUCUUUAUUGGGAUCCUCUAUUAGCUGGCUCUGAUUGAUUCAUGUCUAGAAUUCCUCUGUUUUCAAAGUGUUGUUCUUUAUUUACUGUCCUGAUUUUAGAGUUUUUUAAAAUACUAGUAGCCAGAUUUUGUUCAUUUUCAUGGUUUCCUCUUUUCUGUUGAAAUUGUCCACAUGCUUGUGGAUUUCAAUGACUUCUCUGUGUAGUCUGACAUGGUGGUUGUUGGAGUGGUCCAGCAUUUCUGUGUUCUCAAAUGAAUCAAUCAAGGCAAACUAACAACUCCUAACAAAGGAUUCCCCCAGGCAGUAAACAGCCAGACCUUGAAGCUGAAAGACUGCUCAGUGCUAAUCAAGGUGGCUAUUGCAACAUUCACACUUGCCUCAAAUAGACAAGAGUUCUUUCUCCCACCCUGAACAUUCCACAGAUAUAUAACACCCAAUUGCCUAGUUUCCAACAGACCUCACAACCUCUGAGGAUGCCUGCCAUAGAGGUGUGUGAAAUGUCAGGAGAGAAUGCUUCUGGAAAAUGGCCAUGCAGCCCGGAAAAUUCACAGCAACCCAGUGAUUCUGGCCAUGAAAGCCUUCCACAACACAGCGAAGAGUGACUUUUUAACACAUAGAAGGGACCUUGCAUAGUCCUGAUUUCUCCUCCCCCAGCUCUCUUUCCAUCCUGCUCCUUCCUUCCCCCAGCCUUUUUCUAUCACUUCCUUUUCUGCCCUUCUUCGUCCGAAGUCUUUAAGGGGGGAGAUGGGGAGGAGAAACACACCGCCCCCCCUUGACACCUCCGUGUUGUUAAUCAGAUCGAUGGGGAAAAGUUUGAUUGAAGUUCCUUUGUCAUGCAAAUGCCAAGGACUUGAUGGAUGAUGGUAGAUAUCUGACAAACUUCGGGAGGCCUUUGCUCAUUGGGCUCCAAAGCCAACCCCCUUUCCACCCUACCCCCCAACCCCAUACACUCUACACCCCCCCCCCCCCAAAGCUCCUCCAAGAGUCCCUUUCUGAAGGCUCUAGGAAGGCGGGGUGGGGCUAUGGGGGCUCCUGGCGUCGAGGUCCAUAGAUGGGAAGGGACUCUCUCUCCUUCUCCCUCGCUCGCUUCCCUCCCCCCUUUAACUUUGACAUACUAUCCAAAGGUUGUAGGGCAGAAGAAAUCCCCGUAAAACAGGGCCACCCUCUUCCAUCAUUGGCACCGGAACAAUACCUAGAAUGAACUUCUUCUUAGACUAUGCAAUUUGUAACCGUGGGACGAGCGCCUACGCGCCCAAGGACUUUCACCAUCACCACCAGCAGCAGCAGGAGCAGCAGCAGCAGCCCUUCGACCCAGGAGCCCCUUCUUUCCCAUCUGGUCCCGGUGCUUCUCCAGCUUGUGACAGCUACCCUUCAGACGGACGCUAUGGGGCGGCUGCUGGACCCAGCGCCCAACAGCACCCACAGAGCUUCCACCACAAUCAACACCACCAGCAUCAACUGCCUCCCAACCCCGCUGGCCUUGGUGUCCCCUUCGCCCGGCCCUCCCAGCCUGGGCCAAGCGGCGGGGGCUUCUACGGAGCAGGCUUCCUCAACCAGCAGUUCUUCCUCGGCCCCACAGAGACGGAGGGCGCCUACUUCCACCAGCCUUCGGCCUACCCGGUGGCUUUGGCGGCCCCCUCCACGCCUCCGUCGUCUUCUUCGGCCUCUCCUUCUUCUGCUUCGGGCCUGGGGAGCCUCCCUGACAGCUUCUGCGCCGACCCCACGGGCCAGUUCCAGCCUCCCCAUCUCUAUGGGACCGAACAAGGCGGCUAUUUCCCUUUCGGCAGCCUCUCGCCCCCUUUGCCCGAGCACAAAGACCCCAGGGCUGCCUCCUUGACCCAACCCGGGGCCACCAGCCAAACCUUCGACUGGAUGAAGGUGAAAAGGAAUCCCCCCAAAACAGCGAAAGCCUCCGACUACGGCCUGUCCGUGGCUCCGGGCAGCGCCCUCCGGACCAACUUCACCACCAAGCAGCUGACGGAGCUGGAGAAGGAGUUCCACUUCAGCAAGUACCUGACGCGGGCCCGGCGGGUGGAGAUCGCCGCCACGCUGGAGCUCAACGAGACCCAGGUGAAGAUCUGGUUCCAGAACCGGAGGAUGAAGCAGAAGAAGCGGGAGAAGGAGGGGCUGCUGGCCGGACCCCCCCUCGCCAGCGCCAGCGCCGCCUCCGCCAAGGAGAGCGCCUCCGACGAGUCCAGCGGCUCCUCCACCCCCGACGCCUCGCCCGGCUCCGGCUCUUCUUGAAGGGCAAACAUCCAGCAGACUGGGUCCUUCUCCCCCUCCCCGCACCCCACUCUGAGAAAAUACCCCCCUUUCUAACACCCCCUGCCACCAGAACAGCACUAGCUGUUUGUCAAAGGCUAUCACAGCCCGGAAUCACUGGGGUGUUGUGUGGUUUCCGGCUGCGUGGCAUCUGUGGCCUCUGAAGAUGCCACAGCCUCAGAUGCAGGCGAAACUUUGGGAGAAAAUGCUGCUAGAACCAGUGUUGGGGAAUCUGAGCUGUUAGACUCAAAACAACCUUCAAAGUUGGGAUGAUUCCACCAUAAAUAUAGCAGAGUACCAGAAGUAAACUUUAUAACCAGCAGAAACCACUUACAUGUGAUGAACUGGGAUAAGCUUCCAUUCCUUAGGAGGGCUUAGGAUUGCAGAGUCAGAACUUUGGGUUCAAAAACAUUUAUUCAAGUAAAAGAAAUACAUUCUUCAUAGAAAAGGGUCUUGGAGCUAACUAGCUUAUUAAAUCUCAUUUUCUAAAGAGGUAAAAGGGUAAAAAAGUUCAUGCAGCGAAUAGUGAUUAGCCACAUGGAUAGCCCAAGGCAAUAAAACUUAAAAAGGAAGUUGCCUCACAGAAUUCCAUUGCUACACCAUCAAAUAACCAUGUCUGUUGGAGGCAGUUGUGAAUGUUGCAAUUAACCUCCUUGAUUAGUAAUGAAAAGCCUUGCAGCUUCAAAGCCUGGCUGAUUCCUGCCUGGAGAAAUCCUUUGUUGGGAGGUGUUAACUGGCACUGAUUGUUUCAUGUCUGAAAUUCCCUUUUUUCAGAGUGUUGUUCUUUAUUUACUGUUCUGAUUUUAAAGGUUUUUUUCAA
Anolis carolinensis (green anole) is the source of this 3090-nucleotide messenger RNA. RefSeq names its product homeobox B1 (gene hoxb1). Lineage: Eukaryota; Metazoa; Chordata; Lepidosauria; Squamata; Anolidae. Bases 1206 to 2252 code for a protein of 348 amino acids. The record is from RefSeq and is a predicted model, not a curated record. Gene Ontology annotation, molecular function: DNA-binding transcription factor activity, RNA polymerase II-specific; RNA polymerase II cis-regulatory region sequence-specific DNA binding. Gene Ontology annotation, biological process: regulation of transcription by RNA polymerase II. The transcript has 2 exons. Gene Ontology annotation, cellular component: nucleus.